Molecule: messenger RNA, 5012 nt
Organism: Aplysia californica (California sea hare)
Lineage: Eukaryota; Metazoa; Mollusca; Gastropoda; Aplysiida; Aplysiidae
Product: sex peptide receptor
Exons: 3
Coding region: 2039-3193 (384 amino acids)
Biological process (GO): G protein-coupled receptor signaling pathway
Cellular component (GO): membrane
Molecular function (GO): G protein-coupled peptide receptor activity
Source: RefSeq, a predicted model, not a curated record
AGAAUGCUCCAGGAGUUCACAAUAAUACUAUUAUGCAUUGGUAAUUCAAUUCUGAAAGAUGAUACAAAUGCUGUCAUGAAAAUGCCCCAUGUUUUCGUUGGGUUUAAAAACAAAAUGAAACGCAAUAAUGAAAACAAUUACAAAUCAAUAGCUUGACAACUUGUCUUAGCUGUCUCGACUAAAGUGAACGUAGAUUUCUAUAACCCUUCCAUCGACAAAAUUACAUCAUUUAGACGACGAGAUACUUUCACCGUGCUUCAAAAGACCAACCAACGCGGGCUGAGAGGACUGUAUGCAACGUCCCAACAAACACAGGCGGAUAUAAUGGAGGAAAACCCUCUCCACAUGGUAAUCGAACUUAUGUAUUUAGCGUGCGCCUGUGAAGCGCCUGACCGCCACACCAGAGAUAUCAGUCGUUCAACUCGAUGCGCUUAUUUGUGUUGGAAGUUAAGAUAAAAACGGACGCGAGGUCGGAUCAUUGAUUUGUAAUUGUUUUCAUUCUUGUAUUUCAGUUUGUUUAAAAACUCAGCGAAAGCAUGAGACAUUUCCAUUACGACAUUGGUAUCAUCUUUCAGAAUUGAUUUUCCAGUACAUAAUAUUGUGAACUCUUUUAAAGCCCAGUGCGCAGCAAAACAUUUUUUUCCUUAUUUAUAGGCCUAGUUGUUUAAAUAAGGCUUUCGACGCGAGAACCCUCCACAUUUUAUACAAUCAAAACUGGAAUAGUUUGUCUUUCUCGAGUACUAAAUCAACGGAGGGGCACUCGGGUGCAUGCAAUAAUGAAGUCACAUUAAUCUCUCUCCACAUCAUCCGCAUCAACGACGCGUAUCUAAGCCUACGGCCAAUGUUUUUGGCUUUGGGACAAUUGCAACAAGCAGACACGUUUCCGAUUUGCUCAGUAGUGACGGAUGCAGUUAAAAUUGCCACCUUUGAAAACCUGGGUUUUUCCACCGGUGAUUUUUGGCGUGUGUGUUCCCAAACAGGCACUCGAGGAUGCACGUCGUUGUUUUAUUGUUCGUCCAUUAUUCAGAGACACGUUCUGGCAAGACAGGGAGACAUUUGUCUGACGUCGUGGUGAAAUCAGGCGCUCGUCAAAACAAUGAAAUAAAAGAAACCGGCACUUUUCCACUCGUUGGGAACUAGAAAAGGAUCUCACAAAGCCUCGAGGUUGGGUUCUGUGCGACGCGUCUAGACAACUCAACUGGUUUUAAAUUAGUUCCGCCAGGCACGUCUGCUUUCUCCCGCUGGAACGGGCCGACAACUCAUCCUGUUUAACAACAGAACUGUUUCAGUGGCUGGACCUUGCCCUCAAGACAGAAAGUCCUAGUUUAUUGGACGCCCCAUUUCCCCUGACCCGCCCCGACCCGCCCUCUUUCUUUUCAAAUCAUCAGAACCCAAACUGUCUAUCAAAUGGCGAUUACGUUCAAGCGGAGACCAAACUGGCUCAAGAAGAGAUUGAGUCGACACCCACGCUGCCCCAGACACGGAUCGGUAUUCUCAGCAACUAGCCACAGCAGCAGCAGCAGUAGCAGUAGAAGUAACAAUACCAACGACAGAGCCAGUACCCAAACACGUAUGGCCACAGACAGCAACAACAACAGCAACAACAGCGAGAGAGGGGUCAUCAAAAACAGCUCAAGGAACGGAACUUCCGCAACGGAAAGCAAACACUGCGUAUCCCACAAAACCUGCUCCUUCUGUCCGUCACAGAGCUUGAGAAAUUUCGUCGUCUUUACUGCCAGCAAAUACUUCGGAUUUUUCUAGUUAGCUUCCCGGGUUACUGGAUAGUCAGCAGACUCCUUACAGUGAAAGCUACUUGCUACAGGAACAUACCAUGUUACUGUUUUAUCUUUCAUGACACUUCUGUGCUUUACGAAUGACAAAAAAGACAUUUCUGAAGUUGAUUUCUACACGUUUUUCGUUGAACGACGAACAAAAAUAAACGUCCGUCAAGACAGUCAUUGUCUGAACGUUCUCUCAGUAUUUUCCAUUGGUGAUAUUUGCUAAGUUCUGAAGUCUCUGGUAGACCAAGCUCUGCAUCAUGGCGUACACGGUGAACACAAACUUCACCACGCCCAUCAUCAACCUGGCCACGACAUCUGGUGUACCCACCACUGUUUUCCCAGACAAUGUCACCGGCGUGUCCACGGAAGUUCCCAUCUCCAACCUGCGGAGCUUCCAUGAAACCUACGGCUCCAUUCACGGCAUUGCAGCGCCCAUCAUCUGCAUCCUGGGCAUCAUUGCUAACUGCCUGAAUAUCGUGGUACUCACAUGCAAGAACAUGAUCUCUCCCACAAACGUUCUUUUAACCUGGCUCGCCAUAUCGGACGGUCUCACAAUGACGGCUUACCUCCCUUACGUCAUCCUCAACUACCACAUCUACACAAAGGACGUCCCGUGCCCUCUGGCCAACGCUCGCUUCAUCAUGUUCUUCGCCAUCUUCAGCGUGGUGGUUCACAGCAUCUCUAUCUGGCUGACGGUGUCCUUGGCUGUGUUUCGCUACGUCUUCAUCCGUUACCCACGCCGUGGCGCCAAGCUGUGUAACAUCUACCGCGCCAAGCUCACCGUGUUUAUCGUGUGUGUUGUGGUCACCGUGGUGACCAUUCCCAACUCGGUGAGCUACUCGUUUCACACGACUCUGACGGAGAAGAACGAGACGUCCUGGUAUAUCGACGUGCGUCAAGACACACCUGGCUACCAGUUCCUGAAGAACUUCAAUCUGUGGAUACAGGCGAUCCUGGUGAAACUCCUGCCCUGCUUUCUGUUGGCGGUGCUCAGCAUUCUGCUCAUCAAGCAGAUGAAGGACGCAGAACGCCGCCGUAAGAAGCUCAUGAACAAAAGCAACGCCAAAGCAGACGACGACUCUCGGCGGCACAGAAAGACAAACAGGACGACCAGGAUGCUCGUCGUCGUUGUCGUCCUUUUUGUUAUCACCGAGACCCCUCAGGGCAUCCUACAGCUGCUCGGGGGGAUCAUAGACGACUUUUUCACCAACGUCUACGGCCCGCUCGGAGAUCUGAUGGACACGCUAGCUUUGUUCAACAACGGCAUCAACUUUGUGCUCUAUUGCACCAUGAGCAAGCAUUUCAGGGAUACGUUCAUUAAGAUAUUUCUCAGCGAUAUUGUAAAAGCCACCAGAGCACAGAGCGACGGUCAGCUGAUGACCGCUCGGACCACGAGGGUGUCCGAAGUUUGAGUUCUGAGCUGGUUACACGCAGGGGCACAGCUGAACCCAGCCUGCUCUGUGGAAACAGGUAGAUUAUUCUGUAACUUCAAUGUAUACAGAACGAAAUAGUCAAUUCUGGAGGCAGUCUCUCUUCACCCAGACGUGUUCUGCCUUUGGUACACUCAGAGACUACGCCUCUAGUGCUCAUCAUCAUCACCUUGAUAGAUCUAUAGUGUGCUGGGGGGCCUAGCGGUUGGCGCCUGGUGAGGACAGACGUCAACAUCAACGGAUGUGAACCUGAUCGACCGUCAUCACUUUGAUUUGAAAUAAUGGCCCAUGAUUUAGCCUUUUUUAACGUCCCAGAUGCCGCUACAGUUACUGGAUUCCCUUAAUACCGGCCAUUAGCCACCCCAGCAUGAGGACUAUUUCCCAUGAUAUUGAUCAACUACACAGCAGUCCGACACUCUAACAUCGUGGAUACUUCAGAGUCUGGGCACUUGGAGGAGAAAAAUGUACCCCAACAUUUUCUCCCUUACGUGCACUAAACUCGCAAAAUAUCGUUGGUAAAGACUGUUCUAUUUCUUUUGAACUCUCUACAGAGUUAAAAAGAUAGUCCUGACAAGUAACUUGCUUGCAUAUUCAAAUGAGAGACUUGGAAUACAGAUGGACAAAAAACGGUGGUGCCUUGUAGUGCAUUAAGUACACGUCGAGAUAACGUGCAAGACCCUGUCACGAGUGAGGUGCACACAUUUCUCAAAGGAUGCUGCCAAACGAAAAAACUCAAACGGUCUGUACUCUGGUGGUCACUGAGAAAAAGUUCAUGACAUUCGAGGCUGGUCGGUAAAAACUGCCUUCUAAGGAUAUCAUCAAGAAUCCGUUCCAAUCGAGAUUCCACGUGGAAAUUAUUGAGCCACAUCUCGUACUGGAGAGACAGAGGCUGUGUUUUGACAAACUGAAAGGUGAUUUUGUUCUUUCGUGAGCACUUCAAGUCAUUGUACUUCCUCGUAGGUACUUGAACGCAGCCCAUUUCUUGAACAAACUCAGACUGCUUUAUCAACUUCAUUCGUGAAGCCUUGUCAGGUACAUUAUGUUUCUCAACUUGCUAACCUGGCCUGCGAUGAAUUGACACAGAUGACGAACCGUGAGCAUUUCGUCCUGCUGGAGGUUCGACACAAACAACUCGAGUAUCUUUCAUUUAAUUUAUUCAACAAAAAGCUUGUUGGCGAGAUUUGGGGAAACUUUUAUAUUAAUAAAUAUAACUGUGCACUAUCUCGACAGACAGUUGGAACUGGAAGAUGGUCUCGGUGGACAAUUUUGAAGUCUCUCUAAAGCUUCUGAAUCGCUCGCUGUCUUCAUGACCUCAUAUGAUUAUCGACAGCUAUACGAUUGUACAGAAGUUUACCAGGUUAUGUAUAAAUCACAAUAGCUAGCUAUCUUUUCGAGCAUGUGUAAUUACCACUAAUAACCAUACAACAGUGUACCCGGUAAUGCAUAAGUCAGAACAGCUAGCUAUAUGUACAAGCAUGAGUCGUGACUGUUAUAAUAUGACCAUGCGACAGUUUAUCUGGAUAGGCAUAAUAAGUCUCCAUUACUAGCUAUCUGUUCGAGAAUGUGCAACAACAGCUAUGUGUCCAUGCAACAGUUUAUAUGGUUUUACGUACGUCACAAUAGCUAGCUAUCUGUUCAAGCAAGAGUCACGACAACUAUGUGGCAAUACAGGAGCCCCCAGAUGUCUCAACGACUUCCAGAUUGUUGAACCACGAAAGCUAUUGAUCUUGAGCCUGUUGGUACGUGUACGUACGCACUGAUGCCAUUAGAUACCUUUCACAAAGCAUGUUUGCCAUAACUU